UGUAGUUCUACAAGUACUUGAGCAGUGGGUGUGUAGACCUAUUUUGUCUGUCAACAUCUAGUCUUGGAAAUCCCAGACCUAUUUCAACAGCACUAAGUAUGCAUGUAUGCAGCACUUUGUAUGUCGAAACAUUACCAUUAAGCGUAAUGACUUUUAUACGUAUUUUCCGGACGUUGACAUCAAGUGUGUCUCAGGUGCUGAAUGAAAGGUUAGAAGACACAUUUUCUGGAAGUCGUAAAUAUGUCUUAUAUGGACAUACAAAAUGAACUAUUUUCUGUACAUUGAAAAUAUUUAUUUUCCGGAUAUUGAAAAUACGUAUAUUUCAGUCAUUGAUUGUAUGGCCAAAUUUCAACUGCUAUACAUUCUCAAUGAAGUAAGCAUUAUAUCACAAGCAUACUUUUUCACGCCUCUUAAUAUGAAAUAAUAGCCAACUGAAGAUUGCAACAAAAUAUUUGUUAUUUCUCCUAUUACAUGCACUUAUGCUAGAUUUUUGAAUUGCUUUGAAACUAGCAGCAAUGAUGUUCAAAAUACUUUUAACGUACAGAAUAAACCAGCAGACCACUUCAACUACAAUAACUGUCACAGAUAAUAUUUGUUUUUGACUGUGAUAUGGUGUGGUUUAUCUACCUAAGUUGAAUGCAUUGACUUUAAGUCACUCUGGAUAAAAGUGUCUGCCAAUGUAAAUGUAAAAACAAACACUUGCAAAGCAUGCUGGGUAUUAUUCUAAUGAGCUCGGCCUCAAAACAAGUACAAAUUUGGUCGGUGCAGACCAUAUCCAAAUCUGUCCGAAUCAUAGAAGUCUAGGCUGUUUCACAAGUUUGAACAUCACGUCACAGUUUAGUACAGUAGAGCACAGUAUAACACAGAAGAGUACAGUACAGUAUGGUACAGUACAGUUUAAUUCAUUAGAGUACAGUAAAGUACAGUACGGUAGGGUACAGAAUAGUUUAAUUUAGAGUAUAGUGCAGUACAGUACUGUACAGUAGAGUUUAAUUCAGUAGAGGAGUAUAGUUUAAUUCAGUAGAGUACAGUUCAGUAGAGUACUUUAAAGUUAAGUAGGGUACAAUAAAGUACACUAUACUUUACUGUACUCUAGUGUGCGCUACUGUAUUGUACUGUACUUUUCUUUACUCUAAUGUGUACUGUAAUGUACUCUGCUGUGCUGUACUGUACUGUAUUUUGCUGUACUGUGCUGUCCAAACUUGCAAAACCUAGAUGUCAAUGAUUGUUUUAGAUUUGGUCCGGUUCGGACCAAUGUUCGGUUAACAUUUUUUUUAUCACUGAGCAAAUUUCGGGGCUGAGGAGUGCAAACUUGAAAGUUGUGAAAAUUCAAUGCAACUUCCGGCGUGCGUUUACUGUGAACACUGAGGCUGUACCCACUUUAAGUUAGUUUUAACAGUGGUCAUGUAGGCUACUGUGGAUAUUUGAUCAUAACGUAGGCCUACCAUAGUGGCCUAUCAACAAAAGCAAUGGAGAAAAUGCAUCCCAUAACAUUUUAACAUGGAAAUAGCUGUUCUAUCGUUCAGCCUACAGUAGCAGCCAAUGUGUGGUGUUCAACGUAGGCCUACAUUCCAUGAGACUUUUUGAAGAAAAACAUGCAGGGCUUGACAUUAACCUGUUUAUCCACUUGUCCUUCAGACAAGGACGUGACUGAAAAUAUUGUGUUGUUUGAUGCAAGAAACCACUUUACAAAAUAAAAUUCCUCAUUAGUUCCAUACCAUUAUUAAAGAGAAUCAGACAAAUGAUGCUACCCUCUGCCUAUUGGCUACUUAGCUUAUUCACGCAUGUCUCAAUAGACAACACUUCCUCUUUAAGACAAAAAAAAAUAUCUUUACCAAAGAUGUCUAGAAAUGACACAUUUUGUGCUCUUGUAAGAAGCAAUCACUCCCCCAUUGCUGACUACAAAUGAUCCAUACCUGGGCUAAUAACUCACUAACUAGCAAAGGUUAUGAGGAAAUGUACAAAUGUGCACACAUCGCUACAUGUAGCUCUCACUUUGAUCUCAAAACAAGCGCAUCUACUCACAACCACUCAUGCUGUAAAAACAGUCCAGUUCAAAGUGAAUGGCACAGAUCCAUACAGUGCAUUCAAUAUGUAUUCAGACCCCUUCCCUUGUUACAUUGCAGCCUUAUUCUAAAAUGGAUCAAAUAAUUUUUCCCCCUCAUCAAUCUACACACAAUACCCCAUAAUGACAAAGCAAAAACACGUUUUUAGAAAUGUUUUGUUAAUUUAUAAUAAUAAAAAAACAUUUUAAAAAUACCUUAUUUUCAUAAGUAUUCAGACCCUUUGCUAUGAGACUCGAAAUUGACCUCAGGUGCAUCCUGUUUCCAUUGAUCAUUCUUGAGCUGUUUCUGCAACUUGUUUGGAGUCCACCUGUGGUAAAUUAAAUUGAUUGGACAUGAUUUGGAAAGGCACACACCUGUCUAUAUAAGGUCCCACGGUGAACAGUGCAUGUCAGAGCAAAAACCAAGCCAUGAGGUCGAAGGAAUUGUCCGUAGACCCCAAAUGUAUGCCGGACCGGAUGUCUGUGGACGUCUCGGAACGUCUAUGAUUGGUUCAAAUCAAUGUCCUUGGGUUAUUGAUGCGGGAGGCAACCUGUCUGCAUUGGUGGAAAAAGUAGUCAAUUGUCAUAAUUGAGCAAAAGUAAAUGCUAUUCAUCAAAUUAAUAUAAAUUAAUAUAAUAUAAUAUAAUAAUAUAUAUAAAUUCAUUAUAUCAAGCAAACCAGAUGGCACAAUUUCCUUUUUUACAUUUCUAUUUAUUUAUAGACAGACAGGGUCAGUAUUUGUGUUUAGUAAGUCCUCCAGAUCAGAGGCAGUAGGGAUGACAACACGUUAUAUUGAUAGGUUUGUGAAUUGGACCAUAAUUAUGUCCUGCCUGAGCAUUCAAAAUGUAACAAGUACUUUUUGGUGUCAGGGAAAUGUACGGGUAUACAUAUCCCCAUUCGCCGACGCCACUGGGAUCCACUGGGAUCCGACACAUAACGAAAAAUACUUUACAAUUUAUAUACACUACCAUUCCAGAGUUUGGGAUCACUUAGAAAUGUCCUUGUUUUUGAAAAAAAAUUACAUUUUUUGUCCUUUAAAAGAACAUCAAAUUGAUCCGAAAUACAGUAUAGACAUUGUUAAUGUUGUAAAUGACUAAUGUAGCUGGCAACGGCUCAUUCUUUAUGGAAUAUCUACAUAGGAGUACAGAGUCCCAUUAUCAGCAACCGUCACUCCUUUGUUCCAAUGCCACAUUGUUAGCUAGUCCAAGUUUAUAAUUUUAAAUGGCUAAUUGAUGAUUAGACAACGCUUUUGCAAUUAUGUUACCACAGCUGAAAUCUGUCAGUCUGAUUAAAGAAGCAAUAAAACUGGCCUUUAGACUAGUUGAGUAUCUGCAGCAUCAGCAUUUGUGGGUUCGAUUACAGGCUCAAAAUGGCCAGGAAGAAAUAAUUUCCUUCUGAAACUCGUCAGUCUAUUCUUGUUCUGAGAAAUGAAGGCUAUUCCAUGCGAGAAAUUGUCAAGACACUGAAGAUUACAUACAACGAUGUGUACUACUCCCUUCACAGAACAGCGCAAACAGGCUCUAACCAGCAUAGAAAGAGGAGUGGGAGGCCCCAGUGCACAAUUGAGCAAGAGGACAACUACAUUAUAGUGUCUAGUUUGAGAAACAGACGCCUCACAAGUCCUCAACUGGCAGCUUCAUUAAAUAGUACCUUCAAAACACCAGUCUCAACAUCAACAGUGAAGAGAGCAACAAAAAUGAGAAGGUUGUCUCGUUUGCUUGAGUCAACAGCUUUACUUGUGAUGAGCAUUCUGUGCUUGGUCAUAAUUUUUAUUAAAGAGGACAUUCGUCCUAAAAAACCCUCAAACCAUUUCCAGAUAAACAGGAGGGAAUCAACGUAUCAAAACAGACCUCGGAAACCAACCAGUGAGAGCGCAGGUGUUUCUACCUGGGGCCAUUGUGAACGGAAUGAGUCUGCGGCCAAUGUGUCAGGGUUUUCCUCUCUGCCAGUUCACAUCCAAGACUUCCUUUUCUAUCGUCACUGCCGCCACUUCCCAAUGCUGCUGGAUGUACCUGAUAAAUGUGGAGGCCCUCACAAGUCUGCUGACGUCUUUCUUCUGCUGGUCAUAAAAAGCUCACCUGCGAAUUAUGACCGCCGUGAGGUACUACGGAAAACCUGGGCCAAGGAGAGACUGCAGAAUGGAGUCUGGAUUCACAGGAUUUUUCUCUCGGGAACAACAGGCACAGGCUUUGAGAAGCGCAAGCUAAAUAAGCUUCUACGACUGGAGAACCGUGAGCAUAAUGACAUCUUGCAGUGGGACUUCAACGACUCCUUCUUCAACCUCACCCUGAAGCAGAUUUUGUUCUUAGAAUGGAUGGACAAGAACUGCCGCCAGGCCCGAUUUCUCCUCAACGGUGACGAUGAUAUCUUCGCCAACACAGAUAACAUGGUGGACUACCUUCAGAGUCUAAAAGACAAUGAUGGUGACAAGCACCUUUUUGCAGGUCAUCUAAUCCGCUAUGUAGGACCCAUUAGAGAGUCAGGGAGCAAAUACUAUGUCCCAGUCCAGGUUCAAGAGUCAGACUCAUAUCCCCCUUACUGUGGGGGAGGGGGCUUCCUGCUCUCUGGAAACACAGCUAUGGUCAUUUACAAAAUGACCCAUACCAUUCCCAUUUUGCCAAUUGAUGAUGUUUACAUGGGAAUGUGUCUGGAAAAGGCUAGUCUUGGGCCAGAGUCCCAUUUCGGAGUCAGGACUGCUGGACUUCAUGUCCCCUCCCAAAACGUGGACACUUACGAUCCUUGUUAUUACAGGGAAAUAAUUUUAGUACACAGAUUUCUGCCUCAUCAGAUAUAUAUUAUGUGGCACGGAAUACAUGAACCUAACUUGAGAUGUAGUAAUUCGCAAGGUUCUCUUUAGCCAUCUGUCCUGUUGAAAUCAGUUGCCUGUUGAGGUUUGUUUUUCCAGUCUUUUUUUUCCAAACAUGUGUGAUGUCUGAAAGUUGUUUUUGUUGUUGUAAAUACAGACUAAUUUUAAGAUGUAAAUUAUGGGAUUGAUUGCUUCUUCUGUGUAUGUACAUAGAAAUGAUCAAAGUUUAUAUAAUGUAUUGUUUUAAGUCAGUAUCACUUCUUUCUAUUUAAUAAAUGAAAACAUGCAUAUUAAAAAAUAUAUAUGAUAUUGAUUCUAUAUCAAACGCUAAUAAAAUAAAAUGCAUCUUUGAUUUUUGCCAUGUGUAUGGCUCUAGCUCAUUUUGGCGAUUGUUGUUAAGUAAUUGAGGUAAAUAUUAUUGAGUAUAUGUAUAUGUUUAUAAAGUAUAUGUUUUUAUUGUUCAUAAACCCACCGGACCACAAAUAAGCCAUAUUUCACAAUAAUUUCCACUGCAGAUCACCAUAAACAAUGGAUUUCAUGAAUUCAUAUUUUAUUUAACCAGGCAAGUCAGUUCUUAUUUACAAUGACAGCCUACCCCAGCCAAACCCAGAUGACGCUGGGAAAAUUAUGCGCUGCCCUAUAGGACUCCCAAUCAAGGCAGGAUGUGAUACCCCUGCGCCACUCGGGAGCCUACUCAGAAUCUGUCAUCCUUUUCUCUUCAGUACUUCAGCUGUAGCCACACAUUUUAACAUUUAUAGUAUGAAAGUAAUACUAUUAUUACAUAAACCAAGUAGAGACAUGGGAUGGCAGGUAACCUUGUGGUUAGAGCAUUGGGCCAGUAAACGAAAGGUUGCUGGAUUGAAUCCCUGAGCUGACGAGGUAAGAAUCUGUUGUUCUGCCCCUGAACAAGGCAGUUAACCCACUGUUCCGCGGUAGGCUGUCAUUGUAAAUAAGAAUCUGUUCUUAACGGACUUGCCUAGUUAAAUAAAACAACUUUUGGAAGCAUACAAACAACAUUCUGUUAUUACAAGUGCCUGAUACUGUAUUGGCAAAGGGGGAUACUUAGUCAUUUGUUCAACUGAAAUGUGUCUUCCACAUUUAUCCCAACCCCUCUGAAUCAGAGAGGUGCAGGAGGCUGCCUUAAUCGACAGUGCCCGGGGAAGUGGGUUAACUGUCAUUCUGCUCAGGGGUAGAACGACAGAUUUUUGUCAGCACGGGGAUUUGAUUCAGCAACCUUUUGGUUACUGGCCCAACACUCUAACCACUAGGCUACAUACUGUACCUCCCCAUAUUGAGAAUAGAAUAAGUGUAGUAUAAGUGUAGAAAGGGAACUGACGUACAGUAGGCGGUAUCUUUUCAACGGACACAAGUUUUGUAUUUCUGUGGAUGUUUGGACAAUGAUGGAUCUAUCUAUAUUUGACAGCUGGCAUUAUUAUUAAAGUAAACGAUUCACAACA
Molecule: messenger RNA, 6308 nt
Organism: Oncorhynchus keta (chum salmon)
Lineage: Eukaryota; Metazoa; Chordata; Actinopteri; Salmoniformes; Salmonidae
Product: N-acetyllactosaminide beta-1,3-N-acetylglucosaminyltransferase 3-like
Exons: 2
Coding region: 3487-4902 (471 amino acids)
Cellular component (GO): membrane
Molecular function (GO): hexosyltransferase activity
Source: RefSeq, a predicted model, not a curated record